Messenger RNA from Klebsormidium nitens, 957 nucleotides. Lineage: Eukaryota; Viridiplantae; Streptophyta; Klebsormidiophyceae; Klebsormidiales; Klebsormidiaceae. The record is from the annotation of a GenBank genome assembly.
AGGCAUUACCGUAUUUGCACGAGCAUCACGAUACAGGAGCGCUAGAUCUACCCAACAUCAGAUGCGAAUGUGCCUUCCACCAGGCAGAUUACUGGGAUUCAAAACUACAUAGGCUGUUCAUUGCAUCAUGUCUAGCCCUCAGCAGCCGGUUCAUAAGAGGAGGACGACAGGGGAGGAGGACGACGACGACAUCGAUCCAAUGGUAGAUCAGCAGGGGUGCGGGAAAGUUUACGCCAAGUUGGAGGAGUGUUUAGCUGAGCACGACAGAGACUGGCGGCAAUGUCAAAAAGAGGUGAUGGCGCUGAGGGAGUGCUACGCUUCAGCUACUGCGUCGGCAGCAAAGAAGCCGGCGAAAGGGUCUUCCAAGGGGGGGUGAAGCAUGAGUAGACACGAGGACCCCCCGAAACGGGGGUUGAAUCCGUUCGCCGAGCCGCGCCCGUCAUCCAGAGAAGAGCUGGUAUCAUUCUAUGCGCAAGCGCGGGCAGCUCUUGACAGACUGACAGCAUCUCGCCGUCAACGUCUUACCCGCGAGUGAGACCGUCACGACCUCAGACCGUCCUGCGUGCAGCAAGCUGUUCCUGCUUUCGUGCGAUGAUCCACCUUCCGUUGUACGGAUUGGUGAGACAAGCGAGCGCUCCGUCAACUUUACUCAAAGGUUCUUCUCAUCUCCUUCAAAACGGUGGCAUCCGCACAGGACACCGUUAGUUGAGGCUGUACAUGAGGGCUUUCAGUGAGACGGCUUAGUCUUUCGGGCUUGAGUAGGUUGUCAGCUCAUAAGAAGGACAACCGGAAGCAGUCUGACGGCCCAGACUCUUCGGGCCUGGUGUCCUCAGUAAAAAAAUGGGGCCUCGCGUCAACAUGCACGACUAUCAAGUCAACAGUUUGAUCAAAACUUGAAAGCCCGCGGGAGCUGGAGUGGUAACAUAUGAUGCGGUCUGGUGAUCCAAAGCAAUCAGU